AUGUCGACUUCUAUGGAAAACAAAUCUAUAGAAAUUCGUCGUAUUAAUGAUGAUAAUGGACAAUAUAUUUUUGAAUUCAGGAAAUUAUUACAAGGAGAUAAUUUAUUGAAACAUCUAAAAUGCGACGAUGCUUAUUUGUAUCGAUUUUUAGCUGCAGUUGAUUACGAUAUUACAAAUGCUUUCCAACGGAUCAAAAAUUUUUACGAAUUAUUGUCAGAAAAUCCUAAAUGGUUUUCAAUGGGAGGUUUAAUCGAUAAAAGACGGUUAAUACAAAAAGACAUAAGCAUCAUAUUAAAUAAACAUGAUAAAGAAGGAAGGCCCAUUUAUUUACUGAAAUUAGAUAAAAUCAACCCUUUCACUAUGGACUUUGUCAAGGACUUGGUAAUUUUGCAAGAUCUUUGUUGUGAAGGAAUAUUUAUUAAUAAUAUGGAUAUAUCGAUGAAAGGACUUUGUAUAAUAGUAGAUGUUGCCAACAUUCCUCUUAAUGUUAUAAAGUGGGCAACGCCGCACAUUAUUAAAACUUCUAUUAAAAGAAUUUAUUCUAUGCCAAUAAAAGACUUUCGGUAUCACAUUGUUAAUACCACGACUUUCCUCAAUAUAAUAAUGCAAUUAGUAUGGCCGUUUUUGCCACAGCAUAUCAAAGAACAGAUAAAAUUCCAUUUAUUUGAUUACAAAUCAUUACAUCAACAUAUAGAUAAGGAUUCCCUCCCCAAAGAAUACGGUGGUACUCAAAAAAUUAACACUACUGAACUUCGACGUACCUUAUUAGAUUGUGAAAAUAAAAUAGCUCAUAAUUUUCAAGUUAACAGAAGGUUAUUUUUAGACGCCAUUACAAACUAG
Molecule: messenger RNA, 840 nt
Organism: Diorhabda carinulata
Lineage: Eukaryota; Metazoa; Arthropoda; Insecta; Coleoptera; Chrysomelidae
Product: clavesin-1-like
Exons: 5
Coding region: 1-840 (279 amino acids)
Cellular component (GO): membrane
Molecular function (GO): phosphatidylinositol bisphosphate binding
Source: RefSeq, a predicted model, not a curated record